AGCGGACCGCAGAGUGAAGGCUGGCAGCGGCCGGCAUGGACGUGAGGGGGGAGUUACGCCGCGCCGCUCCCCACAACUAAACUCAUCAACUCCCCUGCACUCUUAUAAAACAAUCGCUCGCCCUCACCCUUUAAAAAAAAAUAUUUUGUGAAGAGUCGAUGUGUUUUUUUAAUUUUAACAACUGCUUCAUAUUGUGCACUGAGCCGGCACUACCGAUGGCGGUGAUCAUCUCCUGGCGCUACGAGGCUAUUGUCCGAUGAGUGAGGCUUUCUGUGUGGAGUUGCGGCGCUCAGUCAUGCCGGGCGGCAGGGGAGAUGGUGCCUUCUCCAUGAGGCGGAGGUCGGCCAGCGUGGGUCCCGUCAGCGUGGAGCGGCACACGCCGCUCAGGGAGGUGGAGCAGGACGAGGACGGCGACGAGGAGUUCCAGGACGGGGUGCCUUUCUAUGUCAACCGUGGCGGGCUGCCGGUGGACGAGGCCACCUGGGACAGGAUGUGGAAGCACGUUGCUAAGAUCCACCCUGAAAGAGAGAAGAUGGUGCAAAGGAUUCGAGGCAUGCCUUAUCUCCCCAAGAUUCCAACACCGUGUGUGCCUACAUUUCAGCUGUCCACGCUUGUCCCUGACCGCCUGGAAGCCAUUCAGAGAUACACCAGGGAAUUGCAGUACAAUCACACGGGGACACAGUUCUUUGAGAUUAAGAAGAACCGACCUUUAACUGGCCUAAUGGAUCUUGCACGAGAAAUGAUUCGAGAAUCUCUGCCAAUAAAGUGCUUGGAGGCUGUGAUCCUGGGGAUAUACCUGACCAACGGAAUGUCCGGCGUGGAGAGGUUUCCCAUCAGUUUUAAGACCCAGUUCUCAGGGAGCAGCUUCCGCCACAUUGUGCUGGGCAUCCACUACGCGGGCCGCUUUGGCAGCUUGGGCAUGAGCCGGCGGGAGGACCUUAUGUUCAAGCCCCCGGUCUGCAGGACUCUGCUGGACCUGGUGCUGGAGUUCGAGGGCUCGUACCGCAGGUGCUGGCACUCGCUGAAGAAGGUGAAGAUCGGGCAGUACGUGUCGCACGAUCCGCACAGCGUGGAGCAGAUCGAGUGGAAGCACUCGGUGCUGGACCUGGACAGACUGAGCCGGGACGAGCUGCGGAGAGAGCUGGAGAGGCACGCCCGUGACAUGCGGCUCAAGGUUUUGAAGGCAGCGGCCGUGCCCUCUUCGCCCACCCGCGAGAGGAGGAAGGACACGUCGUCGCCCCAGCGCAGCCAGUCCAGCCCGCAUCGCAGGAACAGCCGCAGUGAGAGACGAUCUUCAGGAGAGAAGAAAGCCACGGAACAAAAGAGCGUGACUGAUGUUGGUUACCAGAUCCGUGUGUGAGGGUGAGGUGUGGGGCCGUGAGUGAGUGAACGUGCUGUGCUGUGAUCUGGUGAAGAGUAAGCACCCAGUGCACGCCGCACUCAAACCCACGACAACAAAGGUUGCCGUCCCGUAUUUCCAAGUAGCCGUUAACAGUAUUAAAUUGUGACCUUUUUUUACA
This is a messenger RNA of Amblyraja radiata (thorny skate), 1520 nucleotides long. RefSeq names its product vasohibin 1 (gene vash1). Lineage: Eukaryota; Metazoa; Chordata; Chondrichthyes; Rajiformes; Rajidae. The transcript has 7 exons. The record is from RefSeq and is a predicted model, not a curated record. Gene Ontology annotation, biological process: regulation of angiogenesis. Bases 257 to 1360 code for a protein of 367 amino acids. Gene Ontology annotation, cellular component: cytoplasm.